CCAGAGAAGGAGAAGCAGGACAUCGGUUUUAUUCUGGACCACAUUCUUUUAUACACUCACUGUGGUUUCCACCCAAAGUGACCACCAGAGCCCAAAAAAGACCCAAGGAAUGCCCUGCAAGUGGCACCACUCCUCUGCACCAACACACAUCCACUCACACACACACACACAUUCAGACACAUUUGAUUAUGAAGUCAUUUCACUCUGAUGAUAAAGAUUAAGAUAAUUGCCACAAGAAAGAAUUGGUUCUCCCAUAAUGAAGGGGUUCAAAGAAGACUACAUAAAUAUGUUGAAGAAUGCACUGUAUUUAGGCAUCUCGUAAUUUCCCUCUAAGUUAAACUAUAAUGAUUUAACUGGAAAGAACCCAUUCCUUUUUGACAGAAUGAUCUAUGUGUAUCAUGUCCAAAGAAGUUUAAUGUUCCCCCCCAUUUUACCAUGAAAACAUUUCCCUGGUCCCAUAACCUUCCUCCAUACUGUGACUGCCUGCUCUACAGAAGGUUGUGUGUGGUUUCAGCGGCUUACAAUUUUUUCUUUUCAGGUUGGUGUGCCCUACCUGUAGCCAACAGUUUAGUGAAGUGCUCAUUAUACAUAAAACACUGUCUCUCUGUCUGUAAAACACUCUUGCACACACCUUGCCAUGGUCCAUUACUGUGCAUAUGUAACUAGAACAUCAGAGCUUUCAUCAAAGUUUUCAGUUUUCAUCAGAAAAAGCUAACUUCUUUUUAAGUAGUUGUGUAGAAAUCGAUCUGCCUAUUCCACAAUUCAAAUGGCUGUCUGAAUUGUUAAAAAUAAAACUGGAACAAAAUUUUUAAAUCAAUAGAAGUAUAUCUGAAAAAUGAAACAAAUCAAACCUAACACAACGUUUACAUAUACAAAACAAGAAGUAAAUGAAACCAAAUGAAAAACUCCCACCACUAUAAUGACCCUCCUCUUUCUCCCAGCUCCUGCUCUCAGACUCCCUCCCUUCUCCUUGCCUCCUCUCUUCCCUCUAACUCUUUCUCUGGAUAGAUCUCUCUGGGACUAGGAGGACGCCAGGAUGGGGUUGAGUGUGUGUGUGUGGAGCAUUUGUUAUCUUCUAACCCUGACUGUGAGAUGGACCCAGGCACAAGGUCAGACCAACUUCACCAGGCCUAUCUUCCUCUGUGGGGGCCACUUGGUGACAGACUCAGGCUUUGUGGGCAGCGAGGGUUUCCCCAGCCAGUACAAACCCAACAGCAAGUGUACCUGGUACAUAACUGUCCCCGAAGGCCACGUGGUCAUGCUCUCCUUCCGCCUCUUCGACCUGGAGGCCGACCCCACGUGUCGCUACGACUACCUGGACGUCUACAACGGCCACUCCCACACGGUGCAGAAGCUGGGCCGCUUCUGCGGAACGUUCCGGCCGGGGGCGCUCCUCUCCACCUCCAACACCAUGAUGCUGGAGAUGGUGUCUGACGCCAGCUCCGGGGGCAGGGGCUUUGUGGCUUAUUUCAGCGGGGGGAAGCCUCAUGUGGACGAGGACCAGUUCUGUGGGGGGAGACUGACAAAGUCGCAGGGAUCCGUCAAGACUCCAAACUGGCCCAACUCGGAUUACCCAGCAGGCAUCAGCUGCUCCUGGCACAUCUCCGUGGAGCCCAGCAACGUGAUCGAGGUCAAAUUUCAGAAGCUUGACAUAGAGGCCGACACUUACUGUCGCUAUGACUACGUGGCCUUCUUCAACGGGGGGGAGAGGGACGACUCCCGACGCAUUGGGAAGUACUGUGGAGACCGGGUCCCAGGAACCAUUGUGACCAAUGGGAACGAGCUCCUGGUCCAGUUUGUCUCUGACCUCAGUGUUACCUCAGAUGGGUUCAUGGCCCACUAUUCCAGCGUUCCCCGGGGGUCCCGGACCCCCACGGCCGGGGGGGACACCCUCCACGGGCCUCAAUCCGGCUCCCAUAUCCAGAAACCCGUCUCCAAGCCCACCAAACCAACCCCCAAACCCAAAACAGGCCUCCGGGUGAAACCUACCCCAAAACUGGCCACCAGGCCAGGGGUGAGAACACCAGUAAAGCCCCCUCUUCGUAAACCUACAGCCAGACCUGGUGUUAGGCCUACCCCUAAGCCCAAACCAGUUAAACCCGGAGUAAAGCCAACAACUAAACCUGGUGCCAGGUCUAACCCAACCUCUAAGCCUAGCACCAAGACCAAACCCACGCCUAAACCUGGAGUGAAGGCUAAAGCCAAGCCCACGGCCAAACCUGGGGUCAAGACAGGGAAGCCACCUCUAAAGCCUGGAGUUAAACCUGGUGUCAAGCCUACACCCAGAACAGGGAUGAAACCUACUCCUAAACCAAAGACCAAACCUAAAGUGACAGCCAAACCUGGGAAGAACAAGACGGUUACCAAGAAACCUGUUGCCAAGAAACCAGUUGCCAAACCCCUACCAGUAAACCCGCUGUGUACACAGGCCUGUAAGCGGACUGGCACUUUACAGUCCAACUUCUGCCCAAACGAUUUUGUGAUCACAGGUAAGGUGACAUCCCUUCUCCCUGGUGCGAGGGGCAGCGUGACAGUGGAAGUGGCCCUCAUCAAGGCUUACAAGACUGGUCGCUUGCCUGUCACCCAAUCAGGACCGCUUUCGUCGGUUACGGUGACCUCCACCUGCAAGAAAUGCCCCGGUCUACGCAAGGGAGCCAAUUACGUGUUGAUGGGUCAGGUGGAUGCGGAGGGGCGUGGCCUUCUUAACCCCUCCAGCUUUUCCCUUCUGUACAAGGCGGUCCAUGCCAAAACACUGGCUAGUCUCACGCGCAAACCUUGCUGACCUCACAGUCAAGUCCAGCAGCCACUGCGGGAGGUGAUCUGACACCUCAUACUCCUCCUACCAAGCAGUAACACCAUCAAGAACAGCAGCAAGAAAAAAAAAAUUGUGAGUCUAAAUUGGCCGAACUUAUAAAAGGGACAGGUUGAUAACAUAACCUCAUGUAAAAAAAAAAGAAGAAAACAUGAAUUUGUUCUUGUAUUUUCUAUUUUCCCUUUUUUACACUCAGAUAUGGAAAUUUGGAUGUGUAUAUAAAUGAUAUUUCUGUGAUUAAAGGAUGUAUAACU
Messenger RNA from Osmerus eperlanus (European smelt), 3066 nucleotides. RefSeq names its product procollagen C-endopeptidase enhancer b (gene pcolceb). Gene Ontology annotation, biological process: proteolysis. NCBI's taxonomy places the organism in Eukaryota, Metazoa, Chordata, Actinopteri, Osmeriformes, Osmeridae. Gene Ontology annotation, molecular function: collagen binding; peptidase activator activity; protein binding. The transcript has 9 exons. The coding region runs from base 1037 to 2782 and encodes 581 amino acids. The record is from RefSeq and is a predicted model, not a curated record.